GAAAACAUGGUUCUUAAACAAAAUGAGUUGUAAUGGAAGUGAGGAUUCCUUGUUAGAAUGUGCAAGAUCAGGAUCCAGCAGUUGUAACUUAGCUGGAGUUAUGUGUUACUACACUGUAAAAGGUAGAGUAAGAAUUGUUAAUGGCGGCUUUCCGGGUGAAGGUCGUGUUGAGGUUUUGGUUUAUGACCGAUGGCGAAAAGUAUGCAGCAGUAAUUGGGACACAAAAGACGCAGAUGUUACAUGUCGGAGUCUAGGGUUUUUAGGUGGUGCUCCAACUUCGUUUCCAGCUGUAGAAAAGAGGAAUGAAACCAAUUGGUUCUUAGACAGCAUGGAUUGUAAUGGAGAUGAAGAUUUUUUGUUCGAAUGUGCAGCCAGAGGAUCCACUACUUGUAGUUCUGGUCGAGAGGCGGGAGUUAGUUGUUAUAGCCACACAAUAUAUGGUACUGUUAGAAUUGUUAGUGGUAGCUCUCCAAAUGAGGGUGUAGUUGAGGUUUUGAAGAAUUAUCGGUGGCGUAGUGUAUGUAAGGAAGGAUGGAACAAAAAUAACGCUGAUGUGACGUGUAAAAGUUUAGGAUUUUCAGGAGGGUUUCCAGUUUCAUCGCUGAUGUUUGUAGAGGAUACGGACUAUGCCUACAUGUUAGGUUCCAUGAACUGUGUAGGAGACGAAGAUUCUUUAUUACAGUGUUUUAGAUCAAUCACCCCAUCCAGCAGUUGUUACAGCAGAGGAAAAGCCGGGGUAGUCUGCUAUCGUUCAAUAAAUGACACACUAAGAUAUUUAAUUGAAACCACUGCAGAAGAGAAGAAAGCAGUUAAACCUAAAUUAUAUAUAAAUGGUACUUGGAGAGAAUUAUGCAAGGAUAGCUUGGAUGACAGAAAAGCAAAUGUCAUCUGCAAUAGCGUUGGAUUCUCAGGAUAUCACAAAUCAGUACGCAGAGGGAGUGAAUUUGGAAAUCCUUUGGUAAACAAUAUAAAAUGCAGUGGAGGGGAAAACAAUUUAACUGAAUGUGAAUAUGGGGCAUUUAGUUCUGGAGACUGCAGUGCUGAUGGUAGUGUGGAAAUUGAAUGUUAUACAGGAGAUGUGAAAAGAUUCAUCAGACUUGUCGAUGGAAGGAAAAGUAAUGAAGGGCGUGUAGAGGUGUUUAUCAACGGGACAUGGGGCACUGUGUGUGAUGACAGCUGGGACUACAGGGAUGCAUGUGUUGUGUGUAGAAGUCUGGGAUAUUCAGGACAUUCUACUGCUCACCAAAGUGCCUAUUUUGGACGAGGAUCGGGAACAAUAUGGUUAGUUGACGUCGACUGUCAGGGGACUGAGUCAUCCAUCUUUGAUUGUAGCCACAAUGGUUAUGGGAAAAAAAACUGUAAUCACGGCGAGGGUGCUGGUGUAACAUGCUACUGAUCUGCUUU
Molecule: messenger RNA, 1404 nt
Organism: Saccostrea cuccullata (small rock oyster)
Lineage: Eukaryota; Metazoa; Mollusca; Bivalvia; Ostreida; Ostreidae
Product: neurotrypsin-like
Exons: 9
Coding region: 23-1396 (457 amino acids)
Cellular component (GO): membrane
Source: RefSeq, a predicted model, not a curated record